This is a messenger RNA of Miscanthus lutarioriparius, 396 nucleotides long. Lineage: Eukaryota; Viridiplantae; Streptophyta; Magnoliopsida; Poales; Poaceae. The record is from the annotation of a GenBank genome assembly.
AUGGGAAUGGGGACGACGGAUCUCGGCUUCGAGCCCGUCGUUCAUGGCGGGCGCGAGCCAAACGGCGGCGGUGUUUCCCCCGCUGGAUCUGGCUGCGUACGACGGGCAGUGCGCCUUCCCCAGCGUGUGCGCGCCGCAGAGCACGGCGAGGUCCUUGACAUCGAGGCCGUUGGCGGCGAAGGCCUGGACCAUGAGGCUGAUGUCGCCGUGCAGGAGCGGAAGCUCGCCGCAGCUGGCGGCGUUGGAUGUGCGGCCGUACCAAGAGAGGAGCGCGAGGGCGAGGGCGAGGUCCCUGAGCGCGGAGAUGGCGGCGGCGAGGUGCACGUCGAGGAGAGGGGAGCGGGGCGCGCGUCGGGCGACGAGGCGUGCAUCCGGGAGCGGGGUGUGAGGACAUGA